UCGUUGCUAAUAUCGGGAAGUGUAAGCCCUCCGCGUCCUGUCCGAGCCCCUAGCUUGACUAACAUUCUGGUAUCAAUGUGUCACGGCGCUGGCAGGGAUCAGUAGAAGAGGAUCCUGUUUACUUUAGUGUUUACACAGUGUAACGGGAUAGCACGAUGUUUGUCAGUGUACGGUUGAGCUGGGUACUAUUUCUAUUCACCAUUCCCGUAGUAUUGUCCCAAAACAUCGCCUUAAUCAUCAUCGAUGUCCAGAAUUGUUUCCUUCCGGGAGGCAGCCUCGCUGUGACAGACGGACAGGAAGUCAUCCCGAUAAUUAAUUCAUUGCGCACUGACUACAAAGACGCAUUCCGAUUGGUUGUAUUAUCUCAGGACUGGCAUUGUUCCGAUCACAUUUCAUUUGCCUCCCAACACGCAGGAUUUAACGCCUAUCAGGAAGUGUCGUUAGCGUACGAUAAGAACGGAGUCCUCUGUGAACCGGCGAACUCAUGUCAAGUCGUGGCGUACAACGUCACACAGAUGUUAUGGCCCGAUCACUGCGUCAUCAAUACGACUUCCGCCGAGUUUGACGACAGUCUUGUCCAGGAAGAUAGCGACAUCGUCAUCAGGAAAGGGUUCAACUGCAAAGUUGAUUCCUACUCGGCGUUCUUUGACAAUGGCGAAUUCACUCAAACCGGUCUACACAAAAUUUUACAAGAUGCUGAUAUCUCAACUGUGUUUGUCACGGGCCUAGCUUUAGAUUAUUGUGUGUAUUACACAUCAUCUGAUUCCAAGCGUUUAGGUUACACGACCUACCUCGUCCAGGACGCCAGCCGAGGCGUCGCCAAUGCUACCUCUGUGGCAGCCGUGGCGGACAUGAAAUCAAAAGGUAUCAACAUUAUUCAGAGUGACGAUGUGGGUGCCAUUUUGGAAUCUAUAACUAGCGGAGUUUCAUCACACGGAAGUUGCUUAACAACGAUUCUUCUCGUUGUCAUGGCGAUCGUUUUCAUGCAAAUGUUCAGUUGUCAUUCUGUCCAGGAAUGAGUGUUUAGUUAAAUCAUACAGAGUAUUUGUAAUGGACCACCAUAUUGAUUGGAAUACAGUGCUUUAUAUGUAUUUGUUUUUGUUACCAUAUUUUGGUAGGUUCUGAUUAGCGAAAAAAUCGUUGUCAAAUUUUCGAGGCAAUUCGACCCAUUUUUCAAGACAGAAACAUGGUUAACUAUAUAUCACAUCAUAUAACAAGGAAAUAUUUCACUAUAAAACAAUGCUACAACAUCAAAUACAUAAACA
This is a messenger RNA of Mizuhopecten yessoensis (Yesso scallop), 1265 nucleotides long. Its product is annotated as nicotinamidase-like. NCBI's taxonomy places the organism in Eukaryota, Metazoa, Mollusca, Bivalvia, Pectinida, Pectinidae. Bases 156 to 1019 code for a protein of 287 amino acids. The transcript is spliced from 6 exons. The record is from RefSeq and is a predicted model, not a curated record.